GCGAAACCUCACCUGAACCUUUCCUGGGACAUUUCUGUUAUCUACAGCCACCACAAUCAUGGCGGAUCCUUCUAUGGACUCGGAUAAGAUCCGCAACAAGAGACUCGCGAAACUGCAGCAAUCACAGGCGCAGCAGCAGUCGCAAGACGCCGCCGCACCCUCAUCUCCAGCCCAAGAUGGCCCCGAUUCAACGCCAUCAUCGCGACCAGAGACACCCCAAGUGAAUACUCCUUCCCUUCCGACGCCGACCGAAUCAUCAACGCCAUCUGAUACCAUCGCGAAAGAACCAUCACCUCCACCUGCGACCCGGAUACGAAUCACUCCAGCAUAUGUCACCCCCCAGAAGCGAGAGAUGGACGGCGUGGAAAGACCAAGUUCAAGACAGAGUUCAAGGCCAAAUGAGACCAUCGAACAGUGGGAAGACCGUACGCUGAGGAAUAUCUUUCGUCUCAGUCUAGACCCUGAGCAGACAAAAGAUAUGCACGGUCAGCAGCUCCUCGUCCUUACACAACUUAGAGAAGAGUUGGAGACUGAAGGCAAGCCGGUGCUACUGAACACCGACUUACUAGAGCAGGCCAUCAUGGAAGCAGGUGCAGAUCUGGGCAAAUUGACUCCGCAUGAUUGGCUGUUCGGCUGCUGGAAGAGAAUCACGAGAAUGAGCAAGGCAGUCAAAGAUCGGACUCCUGAGAACAAGAAGUGGACCGUCAUUUCAGAGGCUAGGAGACUCUGUAUGAGCUGGUGCAUAUUGUCUGUCACGACUCCUGAUGUAUUCGGUGCAGACUAUGAUGGCGUCGCCGCACUGGCGGACCACCUUCUGGCCGAUCCGGAUGAGGAUGCAGGCGUUUGCCAUGAUUUCCUUACAGAAGUCAUCACGAGAUUCGACGAGGAUGAAACCAUCAAGGAGGCAUUCGUGGGCGCUGUUGAGAAUCUGAGUCGGCGUCUUGCUAAAUUGACCAUGGACUCUGACUACCGACGAUACACUGCCAUGCUGCGACACCUCAUUCGGUACAAGCCCGUGGCCAUUGCGAUCACACAAUCGAAGAUGUUUGUGGACAAGUCAGUCCCAGCUGCCCAAUUAGAGGUUGCCACUCUGCUCGGCCCCUUUUUCCAGCUGUCGCCGCUGCAAGCGGAAGUGACGAAGCAGUACUUCUCUGGCCCAAAGACGAUGGACCCAGGAAGGAUCCGGAACUCUCAGCAAUCACUUCAAAUGUCGUUGAGAUCCCAUCAGACCGAACUAUUUGAUAUUAUCAAUACACUGGUGCGCGCUGCUCCGGAAGCCCGAGAACGCGUGCUGGACUGGUUUGCACUCGUGGUGAACUCCAAUCACAAACGCCGCGCCAUGCGUGUGGACAAAACGACGGUCUCGAGUGAUGGCUUCAUGAUCAAUAUCACCACGAUUUUGGAUCAACUGUGUGAGCCUUUCAUGGAUGCACAGUUCACGAAGAUGGACCGGGUCGAUAUUGACUACCUCCGAAGGCAUCCUCGGGUUGACAUCAAGGAGGAAACGAAGAUCAAUGCUGACCAAGAGCACUCUGACGAGUUUUACAAGGACCAGCUCGAAGGCCCCAACAACUUCAUCUCAGAAUGCUUCUUCCUCACCGUGGCCGCUCAUUAUUAUGGGAGCGAAGCUGCUCGGAAUAUGCUCAAGGAUAUGGAUCGAGACCUGAAACACAUGGCCAAACAAAUCGAGGUCUUUGAAACAGAACGACAUAAAUACGUCAACAACCCUGCGCAGCUGGCGAUGUUCGAGAAUGCACUUAAGAGGUACAAGGAUCAGCACGACAAGGGCCUGUCGUACAAGUAUGCUGUGCAGGGCGUACUCUUGGAUGAAUUCGCUCAGACUCGUUCUAUGCAAUUCAUGCGUUUUGUGACUGUUUGGAUCCUUCGUCAAGUCUCUCCCCAUCGCCAAUUUCCUAACCAGAAAUUGACCCUCCCUCUCCCAUCAGAGCAACCAGAGACCUUCAAAAACCUCCCUGAGUAUUUCCUGGAUGUUAUCAGCAGUAAUUUCGGAUUUAUCAUGUACAACAUGCCCCAAGUCAUCUCCUCAACACAAUCAGACGAACUGAUAAUGCUCUGCAUCACCUUCUUGCGCAACUCCGAAUACAUCAAAAAUCCAUAUUUGAAAGCAUCCUUGGUUACAAUUCUCUUCCGAGGAACAUGGUCUUGGCGUCAAGGCGGAAGAGGAAUACUUGCAGAUCAAUACAACAGCAUGCCAUUCGCGACAGAGCACCUGCUGCACUCUUUGAUGAGAUUCUUCAUAGAGGCGGAGUUCAUGGGCGGCCACGGCCAAUUUUUCGACAAGUUCAAUGUGCGCUUCGAGAUUUUCCAGAUCAUCAAGUGUAUUUGGCCGAACACGGUGUACCGCGAUAACUUGCUGAGAGAGGCAAAGGUCAACAUGGAGUUCUUUGUGAGGUUUGUGAAUCUCCUCUUGAAUGAUGUGACGUUCGUGCUGGAUGAAUCAUUUACGGCGUUUCAUACGAUUUACGACAUCUCGAAAGAGCUCUCCCUUGCCGGCACGUCGCUAGACCAGCAGCAACGGCAGGAAAAGGAAGAAGCUUUGGAAGCGGCAAAGAACAAGGCAAAGUCAUAUAUGCAACUAACGAAUGAAACGGUGGCAAUGCUGAAGCUCUUCACGGAAGCUCUAGCUGACGCAUUCACGAUGCCUGAAAUUGUUCAGCGGUUGGCGGACAUGCUGGACUACAAUCUUGAUGCAAUGGUCGGACCGAAAUCCACGACCCUCAAAGUCGAAAACUUGCAGGAAUACAAUUUCAAUCCAAAAGCUCUGUUGAGUGAGAUUGUCGACGUCUACCUCAAUCUCAGCGAACGGGAGAAUUUCAUCCUCGCCGUUGCGCGCGACGGUCGAUCAUACAAGCCCGAAAACUUCGCUAACGCCGGCAACAUCAUGCGCAAAUUUGUCCUCAAGGCACCCGAAGAGCUCAAUAAGUGGCAACGUCUGACAGAAAAAUUCGCCAAGGCAAAGGAAGAGGAUGAAGCGGCGGACGCGGACCUCGGAGAAAUCCCCGAUGAGUUCUUAGACCCGCUGAUGUUCACACUCAUGGAGGAUCCUGUGAGGCUACCGGUGUCAAAGAUUGUUAUUGACAGGAGCACAAUACGGAGCCACUUACUGAGUGAUCCUCAUGAUCCGUUCAACAGAGUGCCGCUGAAGAUCGAGGACGUUAUUCCCGCAACCGAUGUUAAAGAGCAGAUUCAGAAAUUCAAGGAGGAACGGAUUGGAAGUCGUCGCAAGGACUUUGUGGAAACGGUCAAGACGGAAGCCGGCGGCAAUGCUGAUGGUGAGGCAAUGGACCUAAGUCAGUGAUUACGACAUGCACUCUCGGGGUGGUGGAAAAGAGAAUACUGCAACUUGAGACUUGCACCAUUCAUCAAGUCAUACGCAGUGUCGAUGCAUAACACCGGGACGAUAUAGAAGAUCAAAAUCAUGGAGAAUGGCAUCAAGACUCUCGGGCGCUUGGAAUGCCCAUGGACAAUCUUUCUUCCCCACCGGAAGUGUCGUGUAUUGCGUGAUCCUCCCACUUUGGGACAGCGAUCAAUGACAGGCAGAGCAUUACUACGGUACCGUGAGAAUGGUCGUGGGGAACGAGAGUAGAGGAAGCAUGCUAUUUGGCGCAAUACGUGACACAGCGUGCUCCAGGACUAUGUGCCACACCUGCAGGACGAUUCCAAGUGGGCGCUGUGCCCGAUGACUGUAGAUCUGACGC
Molecule: messenger RNA, 3719 nt
Organism: Cladophialophora immunda
Lineage: Eukaryota; Fungi; Ascomycota; Eurotiomycetes; Chaetothyriales; Herpotrichiellaceae
Exons: 3
Coding region: 59-3319 (1086 amino acids)
Biological process (GO): protein polyubiquitination
Cellular component (GO): nucleus; ubiquitin ligase complex; cytoplasm
Molecular function (GO): ubiquitin-ubiquitin ligase activity
Source: RefSeq, a predicted model, not a curated record